AUGAAAGUCAUCACUUGCGAGAUCGCCUGGCACAACAAGGAGCCGGUGUACAGCCUGGACUUCCAGUAUGGAGCCGCCGGGAGGAUCCACCGGCUGGCCUCCGCGGGGGUGGACACGGCUGUCAGGAUCUGGAAGGUAGAGAAAGGACCAGAUGGAAAGGCCAUUGUUGAAUUUUUGUCCAAUCUUGCUCGCCAUACCAAAGCGGUCAAUGUCGUGCGUUUUUCUCCAAAUGGGGAAAUUUUAGCAUCGGGAGGGGAUGACGCUGUCAUUCUGCUCUGGAAGGUGAAUGAUAACAAGGAGCCGGAACAGGCUGCCUUUCAGGACGAGGAUGAGGCUCAGCUGAACAAGGAGAACUGGACUGUUGUAAAAACCCUGAGGGGCCACUUAGAAGACGUGUAUGAUAUUUGCUGGGCAACUGACGGGAAUUUAAUGGCUUCUGCCUCUGUGGACAACACGGCCAUCAUGUGGGACGUUAGUAAAGGCCAGAAGAUCUCCAUUUUUAAUGAACAUAAAAGUUACGUACAAGGAGUAACCUGGGAUCCCUUGGGUCAAUAUGUUGCUACCCUGAGCUGUGACAGGGUCCUGAGAGUGUAUGGCACACAGAAGAAGCGCGUGGCCUUUAAUGUCUCCAAGAUGCUGUCUGGAGUGGGGGCCGAAGGAGAGGCGAGAAGUUACCGGAUGUUCCAUGAUGACAGCAUGAAGUCGUUCUUCCGUAGACUGAGUUUCACUCCUGAUGGAUCUUUGCUCCUCACACCAGCUGGGUGCGUGGAAUCCGGUGAAAAUGUAAUGAACACGACUUACGUUUUCUCCAGGAAAAACCUUAAAAGGCCCAUCGCCCACCUUCCGUGCCCUGCGAAGGCGACGCUCGCUGUCCGCUGCUGCCCUGUCUACUUCGAGCUGAGGCCGGCGGCGGAAGCAGGUGUGUUAAAAGCGGGCGUGGAGCUGGUGAGCCUGCCCUACCGCCUGGUGUUCGCGGUGGCUUCCGAGGACUCGGUGCUUCUCUACGACACCCAGCAGCUGUUCCCGUUUGGCUACGUGUCCAACAUCCAUUACCACACCCUGAGCGACAUUUCCUGGUCCAGCGACGGGGCCUUCCUGGCCAUCUCUUCCACAGACGGUUACUGCUCCUUCGUGACGUUCGAGAAAGAUGAGCUUGGAAUCCCCUUGAAAGAGAAGCCGGUUCUGAGCGUGCGAACUCCUGAUAUAGCAAAGAAAACCAAGAGUCAGACCCCCUCGGGGUCUUCGCCAGGACCCAGGCCAGGGGAGGGGACCCCCACCGGCAGAGUCCAGGACCCCAACAGUCCCUCUGCCACCCCCCCGCAGGUGAAACAGUCUCCAGCCCCCCCGGCGGCCAAGGACAGCCCCGCGGCCGCUCCCGCUUCCAGGGUCUCCCCGGCAGGGCCCCCUAAGGAGAAGCCCCCGCAGCCCAGCAGUCAGAGCACCAAGGCCCUGCCGUCCCGGAGGGUCACCCUGCACACCCUGCAGGCCUGGAGCAAGCCCACGCCCCGGAGAAUAAACUUAAUACCCUUAAAGACAGAUUCUCCACUGAACUCCAUAUCAACCCCCAUAACUUCCAGCCCUUCCACAGAGGAAAUUCAAUCAGAGAUGCUUGCAGACCCUCAGGUCAGCCCCCCGGAGCUGAAGCGGCCCCGAUUCGCCUGUGCACGUGUGUGUGCUCCGUCGUGUCCGACUCUCUGCGACCACAUGGACUGUAGCCCCCGCCAGCCUCCUCAGUCCAUGGGAUGCUCCAGGCAAGAAUACUGGAGCGGGUUGCCGUGUCCUCCAGAGCACCUUCCCAAACCUGCGUCUCCUGCAUCGUCAGGCAGAUUCUUCAGCACUGAGUCACCUGGGAAGCUCCGUCCACAACCCAGUUAA
Molecule: messenger RNA, 1875 nt
Organism: Rangifer tarandus platyrhynchus (Svalbard reindeer)
Lineage: Eukaryota; Metazoa; Chordata; Mammalia; Artiodactyla; Cervidae
Source: the annotation of a GenBank genome assembly